Molecule: messenger RNA, 2944 nt
Organism: Cynocephalus volans (Philippine flying lemur)
Lineage: Eukaryota; Metazoa; Chordata; Mammalia; Dermoptera; Cynocephalidae
Gene: FAM149B1
Product: family with sequence similarity 149 member B1
Exons: 13
Coding region: 173-1948 (591 amino acids)
Biological process (GO): cilium assembly; protein localization to cilium
Source: RefSeq, a predicted model, not a curated record
UGGGAGGACUGAAGAGGUGGGAACCCUGGGGAAGUGGCGGUCUGGAGUCUAGGCGACGGGGUGAGACGGCGCCGGUAGGUGGCGGGAGGGGACCGGGCCGGAGCCGGCGGGAGGGCCAGGUCCGGAGGCCCCCACCCUGGCCUGCCCGCCGCGGCCGCGGCUGAGGAGGAAGAUGAUCUCCAGAUACACCAGGAAGGCCUUGCCACACAGCUUGGAGCAGAAAGGAAUAACAAAACAUGCUCUUAAUCAUCAUCCCCUUCCAGAGCAGAUUUGUGAAAUUUCCUCUACCUGUGACAGCCAUGAAAAAGAUACAAGUUCCCAAAGUGAGUCUGACAUCACACGAGAGUCACCUUUUACAUCAGCCAACACUGAGAAUUCAGAGUCUGCUUUUCCAAGUUAUACAGGCACAGGGAUCUCUACUGAAGGCAGCUUGGACUUCUCCUGGGGAUAUGGUGAACUUGAUCAAAAUGCCACUGAAAAAGUCCGAGCAAUGUUCACAGCCAUUGAUGAGCUCUUGUAUGAGCAGAAGUUGAGUGUGCAUACAAAGAGUCUUCAAGAAGAGUGCCAACAAUGGACAUCUGGCUUUCCUCACCUCAGGAUUCUGGGUAGGCAGAUAAUCACUCCAUGUGAAGGUUAUGGAUUGUAUCCUAGAUCUCCUGCUGUGUCAUCUUCACGUGAAGCAGCCUUGUCUCAAGAAAGAGAUUCUACUAUACUUGGUAUAAGGGGAAAGAAGGUACAUUUCUCAUCUUCUUAUACUCAUAAAGCAUCUUCCAUUGACAAAUCCUGUAGUUUUUGUUCCAUGGAAAGAGAAGAGGAAGAUUGUAUAAUCUCAGAAGGAAUAAUCGAGGAAUACCUAGCAUUCGAUCACACAGAUAUGGAAGAGGGAUUUCAUGGAAAGAAAUCAGAAGCAGCUGCAGAGAAACAGAAAUUGGGGUAUCCUCCUAUUGCUCCAUUUUACUGCAUGAAAGAGGAUGUCCUUGCUUAUGUGUUUGAUAACGUGUGGAGCACAGUUGUGGGCUGUAUGGAGCAGUUGACACAUAGUCACUCGGAAGGAUUUGCUUCUGAUGAUGAGAGUAAUGUUGCGAUCACCAGACCACAUUUUGAAAGUCCCUGUGUGCUGAGUGAACCACAACCUUUGGUGUUACCACGAGUGCCACAGUCUAAGGUGCUGUCCAUCACCUCAAAUCCGGUGAGUCUCUGUCAAGCAAGUGAUCAUCAGCCAAAUGUGAAUGGUCUCUUGGUUCAUGGGAUGCCUCUACAGCCAAGAAAUCUCUCCCUAAUGGACAAGCUCCUAGAUCUUGAUGACAAGCUACUUAUGAGGCCUCGGUCCAGUACCAUCCUUUCAACCCGAAAUUGGCCAAAUCGAGCUCUAGAGCUUAGUACAUCAUCUAUGUCAUAUACAGUGCAGUCCGCCAGGAGACGCAACCCCCCACCACGUACCCUUCAUCCGAUCAACACAAGCCUUUCACGCUCUGGAACGCCGAGACCUGUGGAAGAAAUCCUCAGAGGAUCCCGCGUGCUGGUGACUGCCAACUCGCUCUCCUCUCCCUCACCAAUGCCCCUGAGUCGAAAUAAUCUGCUGCCACCUAUUGGUACAGCUGAAGUGGAACAUCUGAGCACUGUGGGGCCACAAAGGCAAAUGAAACUCCAUGGGGAUUCUAGUCGAGCUCGAAGUGCGGUAGUAGAUGAGCCUAACCAUCAGCAGCCCCAAGAGAGGCUCCUUUUACCUGACUUCUUCUCUAGGCCCAACACAACUCAGUCAUUUUUGGUCCUCAGUUACAUGGGUCUACAAAAUCUCAGAGCAGAGGUGGACCAGUCUCUAGAAGCAGGCAGGGACCAUAGGCCAAAUGAGAAGAACCUAUCAGGCUACAGGAAACACAUGGGAAGAUUUCAGGAAUCAGUGUUCAGACAUCAAGUGAUGCAAAGCUUAUAUGCGAGAUCAACUUGAAACCAUCUUCAUGAAGAGGUAUUUGGUUAAACUGACUGAAGAAAACACAACAGAGUAUCUGCCAAAGAUUACAUGGGUACUGUUUCUCUCUUCAGCUGUCUUCUUUGAGCAAAAGUUAACCUAUUCCACUGGAAAGUAAAGUUGUAUACCCAAAGAUGUAACAAUGAAUAAUUACCCCCAAAUCACUGCUCAUGUUGUCUGUUAACAAUGAUCAGUUCAAUAAUUAUAGGAUUUGAUGGGAUUACAUGUACACAAAAAGCAGCAAAUGAUUGUUUGAUAACAGUAUCAUUAGCUUCAGAAUACGCCAGCUUUUAUUUGUUGACUUGUGUCAGUUUUAAGUCAUUUUUAGGAGAUAGUGCUGUGAAAAAUCUAAGUUAUUCAUCAAAUAGAUAUUAUUUCUACAGCUUACUCUUUAGAUGUCCAGUCCUGUCAGCAGACUGAAAUGGAAGGGGUAACUGAAGACAUAGAUGCUCAGCAUCGGUGUGAAGUACCUUAUGUAAUUAAUCAUACUGCAUAGUUUUUUUCAGCUAGGACAGCUCAACCUUAAAAUGCCUUCUUGGUAUCAGGUAUGCUCAUCAUCUUCUUAAAGUACUUUACUGGUUAUAUUUUUUUCCAAAUACUAAACUCACCUUUCCAGAUUCUCCUGUAGCUCAAAGUCAAAGAAUAAUUUGUAGAAUCUAUUAGUGAGCCACAAAGGUGCAAUUCCUUAAAAAUUUAAGAAACCCUGAUAAGUAGUUCAGCAUAAACAUAUCCUAAGAGCAGCAGCAGUAUGGAUCUGCAGCAUUCUUCUGAUUUUACCAGGGACCUUUCCCUGAGGGCACUCAUGAACACAGCAAUGGUUUUAACUAUGGCUUAAAUUUAUUUUAAUUUCAUUGAAUAUUAACCUUGAUUAUCAUACCAGUUUUGGAUCUUAUUUUCAGGGUGGAUAAGUUCAAAUAAUCAUAAAUUGGGGUAACUUUUUAUUCCUAGGUGUUCUAAUGCUAUCAUAUAAAGACA